UACAAUUGUUUAUGUAUUGGUACAAAAAUCAGAGAAACUUUGUAAGAUGGGCAGGUUCUCUCUCGGAGGGGUACGUUUUGGAGUGUGGGGUGAGGCAGGGGGGGCUAACCUCUCCCACACUUUUCAGCCUGUAUGUCAACCGACUGAUCGAUGAACUCAGUAGUACCGGCAUAGGGUGUCAUAUAGACGGAGUAUGCGUGAAUAAUAUCAGCUACGCUGACGAUAUGGUGCUGCUGAGCCCAUCGAUUGGUGCCCUCCGUAGACUCCUGAAAAUUUGCGAGUCCUACGCGGUGGCUCAUGGGCUCAAAUACAAUGCAAAAAAGAGCGAGGUAAUGAUUUUCAGACCGGAUAACAAUCGUUACACUUUGAGUCCGAAUUUCGUUUUAUGUGGUACAGCUCUAAAUCAUGUUGAGCAAUUUAAGUAUUUGGGCCACUGGGUCACCCAGGAUCUUAAGGAUAGGGUGGAUAUAGAGAGAGAGCGCAGGGCGCUGUCUGUCCGAUGCAACAUGUUGGCCCGCAGGUUUGCGCGGUGUACGGGGACUGUCAAAACUGCGCUAUUUAAAGCGUACUGUCAGUCCUUUUACACCUGUAGCCUGUGGGUUAACUAUACGCAGCGGACAUACAGCGACCUGCGCGUGCAGUAUAAUAACGCGUUCCGGGUGCUGAUGGGACUGCCGCGCUACUGCAGUGCCUCCGCGAUGUUCGCUGCGGCUAACACGGACGGAUUUGCAGCCAUCAUGCGAAAGCGGUGCGCUUCCAUCCUGCGCCGCACGCGCGACAGUCCCAACACCAUCCUGCGCGCGCUAGUUGACCGGUGGGACUCUCCGAUGCUGGCUCGCUGGAUUCGGCUGCACGCAGUCGUAUGAUUGGCCGCCAGCGUCGGGGAGUCCAUCCGGACUUGCCAUUUUAAUAUAUUUGUAUGUUACUAACACUAGUUUUGUAAGCUUGCAAUUUUACUAACAAAUAUGGAUGUAAUCAA
Pectinophora gossypiella (pink bollworm) is the source of this 979-nucleotide messenger RNA. RefSeq lists its product as uncharacterized. Lineage: Eukaryota; Metazoa; Arthropoda; Insecta; Lepidoptera; Gelechiidae. The transcript has a single exon. The coding region runs from base 12 to 866 and encodes 284 amino acids. The record is from RefSeq and is a predicted model, not a curated record.